CAGCAUGAAGCUGGCAUUCCUCUUCCUUGGCCCCAUGGCCCUCCUCCUUCUGGCUGGCUAUGGCUGUGUCCUCGGUGCCUCCAGUGGGAACCUGCGCACCUUUGUGGGCUGUGCCGUGAGGGAGUUUACUUUCCUGGCCAAGAAGCCAGGCUGCAGGGGCCUUCGGAUCACCACGGAUGCCUGCUGGGGUCGCUGUGAGACCUGGGAGAAACCCAUUCUGGAACCCCCCUAUAUUGAAGCCCAUCAUCGAGUCUGUACCUACAACGAGACCAAACAGGUGACUGUCAAGCUGCCCAACUGUGCCCCAGGAGUCGACCCCUUCUACACCUAUCCCGUGGCCAUCCGCUGUGACUGCGGAGCCUGCUCCACUGCCACCACGGAGUGUGAGACCAUCUGAGGCCGGCAUGGUCUGCAGAGAGCAGCUAGCGGCCUCAGCCUCACAGACCCACCUGUGUGAGCAGCACAUGCAGUUAUACUUCCUGGAUGCAAGACUGUUUAAUUUCGACCACACCCAUGGAGGAGGUUACCUGUCGCUCCUUAGGUCCAGCUCAGGCAAAAGGCCCAAAUGCAGCCUACUUAUGCUAAAAGUUCAAAACAAUAUUCGUGCCUUCACCAAAAUAAUUUCUCCAGCUCACAUACCUGCAAAUUAAUUUUUCUUUGCCUUGAGUCUUGGAACAUAAUUUGUGUAUCACAAUCCUCCCCCAAUUUGGACUUACAAUAUGCUAAUGAUUUAAACACAUUGGAUGUAAUUAGGAUAUGGGGCUGGAAAGUCUUUAAAUUCUCAUGUUCUAUUUAACCACUGAUCUCCAACCGGAUUUAUGAUUAAAGGGCUAGAAAUGAACAAAACCCAUGUACUAGUCUUCCUUACCCCAGAGGAAUUCCAGCUGCAAGCUUCUUUAGGGAAAAUGCUCCCUUCCCCUUUUAACUGAGCAAUUAUCUACACAAGAAAUAAGACUGCUCAGAUAUACAAAGAGAGUAGCUUCAAUGAAAGGAUGUUUGGAUUUGGAUAAUUCUUUUCCCUAGCAAAAUUCGCUAGCUCCCUUAAGAGUCUUAAUAAAGAGGCUACGUUGGGAUUAAAAGAAAAAAAAAACAGAAAUAAAAUAUGUAACUAAUAGCUAUCUCAUUUAGCCUUAAAAACUUAUUAAACUAAACUCAUGUUUUAGAGUAUGGUGUUCUCCCAAAGCUAUGGCGAAAUGGCCAAUCACAAGUAUUCUUCCCCAUGUAUCAUAUUUUCAAUUUAAGUUGUAACUUACUAAACUCAGAAAUUUUAUAUGCGUUUAGGGGUAAAACUGCAUGGCUGGCUCAGAGGAAAAAGUCUGUGAUUUUCUAGCUCCUGCCUCUCUAAAAUCUUACAGUAGCUAAUUCUGUGGCUGGAAAAAACCUCCAAAACUCUAAUGUUAUGCAAAUGUCUUUAAUUCUGGCAUUUUUGGGGUUGAAUUUAACCUUGUUCCUUUUUCAUAAUGUGCCAAGAAAACCUAUAUUAAUGCCAAUAAAGCAUGUCCUCUGUCUUUCGGAUUCAUGACAACAUUCAAGAAAGUCUUUUUAAUUCUUAGUAUACUUGGAAUGACAGUGAGAAGCACACCUCAAAUAAACUACAAGGUUAUUUUUACUUAAGCAUUUAUGUGGCAUGUCAUGUUUAGUAAGGGACACAGACAGAUGACUCUGGGUAGCAUGAGUCCCAAUGGUGGCACAAACUGCAUAGACAUACCCCUGGGAGCCAGGAGUCCUUCUUGAAUAAGAACUCAAGGAGUCCCCCUAAAACACAGUAAAGCAAAUAUGGAGAUUGACAGUCAAGUACUGGGUUGCGGGGUGAACAUCUGGGAACAAAGGGCAGGAGCAAAAUCCACCCAACCUUUAGCAGAUGUGUUGGUAGGAAUGGAAGUCACUCUAACAUAAGAAGAAGGCAAGUACCUGGGGUCUCUGCUGGAACAGUGGGUGAUGAUUAGGGAUGAAUCCUGAGUGGUGCCACUCAAGUGUUUUCAACCCACCCCUAAAGACUUUCCUCAGAAUUUUCUGAGGCACAAAGGGCUUGCCAGGAUUUGAGAAAAGAUGACCGUAGCAUGAAUAAAGGUCCUGGCAGGAAACCGGUGAUCUAUUGUAGUGGGAUACAGAAGAGAUGAUUUACAAAUGUGUGGGCAGAAUUAAGGAAACCAACAAGUGGGGUUGAACAGAUCUGGUUCAGUGGCAAUGGACAACCCUAGGCUGAAGGAACAAGAGGAGGGAGUGAUUGUCAGACCCCAGAGAGAACUGUAGGAGUGAGAUCCUUGACAGGAGCUGCAGCCUUUGGUAGGAGGAUGCAGCCCUUCCCAAACUGAGACCUGGUAGGGAGGGAGGUGGGGGAGCAGAUACCCAUCCUCACUCUCCUCCCAUCCCCUGGUCUUCUGUUGA
Pan troglodytes (chimpanzee) is the source of this 2388-nucleotide messenger RNA. It is a transcript of the gene GPHB5, whose product is annotated as glycoprotein hormone subunit beta 5. Gene Ontology annotation, molecular function: hormone activity. Gene Ontology annotation, cellular component: extracellular region; cytoplasm. The transcript has 2 exons. The record is from RefSeq and is a predicted model, not a curated record. The coding region runs from base 5 to 397 and encodes 130 amino acids. NCBI's taxonomy places the organism in Eukaryota, Metazoa, Chordata, Mammalia, Primates, Hominidae. Gene Ontology annotation, biological process: regulation of thyroid hormone receptor signaling pathway; G protein-coupled receptor signaling pathway.